Messenger RNA from Alosa alosa (allis shad), 3352 nucleotides. Its product is annotated as leucine-rich repeat flightless-interacting protein 1. Bases 125 to 1291 code for a protein of 388 amino acids. The transcript has 6 exons. The record is from RefSeq and is a predicted model, not a curated record. NCBI's taxonomy places the organism in Eukaryota, Metazoa, Chordata, Actinopteri, Clupeiformes, Clupeidae. Gene Ontology annotation, biological process: regulation of DNA-templated transcription.
UACAGAAGUUCAACCAUCCACCCUCCCUCACCAAACAAGAUAUUAGCACAGGGAGCGCAGCGCACUACCCUUACGGCGUCGAGUAGCCUUCCUCAACUAUCCUACCAUUCGAAAUUUAUGAACAAUGCACUGCGGGAGUCUGGAAAGAAUGGGGACACCGCGAAAAAGAACACUUUCGCGAGGAAUGAGUGAGGAUGAAUCGUUACGACAUAUAAUAAAGGAGGCUGAGGAGACCACCAAACGACUGACCUGCAGUGACAGCAGAUAUGGAUCACUGAAAAAAGGAGAGAGAGGGGUGAGCCAGAGUGAAGAGGAUUCACUUGCAGAGAUCCCAGAUAUGAUCGAACUCCAGACGAACUAUGAUGGUGUGCUGCAGGAACUGCGCUAUCUGGAAGUUCAGCGGGAGACUCUCCUGUUCCAGGUGGACUUCCUUCAGGACACUCUAGAGGGGGCGGAGGAGAUGCUCGCCGAGGCCCAGAGAGAAGCGCAAGACACCAGCCUGGAGCUGGAGCGAGAGAGAGAAGCGAGGCGAAAGUUGGAGGACAUGGUCAGCUCAUUAAUGCAGGAGGUAGAGCGGCUGAAGGAGGAGAGAAACAGCAUCCCAGCGGUCCCGGUCUACACUCUGAUUAGGGACGACACCCAGGAGACUGUAGCUAAGGAGAGCAGAGACACACAAACAACACCGCCACCUCAGAACAAGACUCAGCCAGAGGGUACAACACAAAAUGCGCCUUUCACUCUAGUGCGAUUGGACAGUACGCCUGUCACUCCAGGCACUACAGACGGUCAAGCAGACAGUUCAAGUGGAGGGCUGUUGUCCUUCUUCAAGAAAGGAAAAGGGGACCAGGCUGAAGAUGACCGCACAGGUCCUGCCUGGAUCCAGAAUGCCCCCAUAGGGACAUCGGUGGAUCAAGAUCCUGCUCAGGAGAACAGGGCACAGGAGGAAACCAGCGAUGGCCCGUUGGCUAAGCUCACCAAGAUGGUGAAGAACUUCGGUCACACGCCAUCACUGGACCUGUCUAAACAGCCAGUGCAAGAGGGAGUAUUUCAAGGCCCUAACGGCAACAAAUCCACUGGAGAAGACCCAGACGACAACGAUGAGAGCAGUGGCUACGAGGAUGCGCAGUCAGACCUUCUGGAGCAAGAGGCCCUUGCAGGUGCCUCCACACCAGACGGAUCUCCAGACGGGGGUUUCCCGGAGGAUGAGCUGGCAGAUGAAGAUGGGGACGUGGGGACCAAUACGGGAGAGCCAGGGAGCCCCAAACCAAACGAUUCUUGUGUUUUGUCUUAAAUUCAGGACUUUUGCGAUCACCUCAUCUCGAUGUGUUACUGUCUACUGACCUGAGAUUGCUUUUUAUCAAGCAUUAUAUAAGUCUUAUAUGAUAUUACUCAGGUCCAUGGGCACCAGUUAUUUACGCUGAAACACCAGUUGCUGCAUAGGAGAAGUUCUGAAACAGGCAGUACAUAUGAAAUGGUCUGCUCUUGCACAAUACCACGCUCCAGAUCAGUUUUUUUCCCUCUUGCUACUUUCUACUUUGCCUGUUGUGAAAGAAGUGCUGAGAAUCUGCAGUGGCCGCUUCAACCAUCGGCCACCAGUGGAUCGCCCCCAAAUAAUUAAUAGCUGACCUUGGACCGCUUCGACUUCCCCUCCCGUCGGCCUCAGAAAGGUCUUUGUCAACACUGUGCGCUCUCCUGGGCGUCAUCAGACAAAAUGGAAUUUUGCGAGCUGGGCACUGGCUGUUCUUUGGCUCUAUCCCUCUUUUGGCAUCAACACUGAGACACGGUUUACAGGCUGCUCCUCUCCCACACAAUCUUGUUGCGAUGGCGCUACAUGGUUCGGAUAUAAUCAGUCACCUCACAGACCAUCAGAUAUCACAAGGACGACAAAGAUUUGUUUGGCAGAGGUCAGCCUUUUAAAUAUGACUACACUGCUUACGACUUUUGACAUUUGUCCAAGGUCUACACUUUUAAUCUUUUAACCGUGGAAAAGGAAAAGCCUGCUGUUUAUGUCCAUACAGAUAAUGGCAAUGACAGUGUACACUAUAGUAAUAAUAAUAUUAUGAUAAUAGUUAUAUAAUACUAUUUUUAGCGGGUUACAUGGAGGGCAUGAGAGUGACAUGUCUUUGAUUUCAUCACAUAGAUAUGUUAGAUUUUAUUUGUUAUAUUUGUACUUUUAUAACAGAUAUUUGCUGAUUCUAAAGAAAGGGAAUACAUAACCCCUCAAAGAGAGUACCUUUGGCUUCUUUGAUACACUUAUUAGGGACCUCGAAAAGGGAAACAGUGCCUUUCAACAAAAUCUUAAUGCUUUUCAGAAACAAAAAAUAACUUUCAAAAUGAGGAAUAUCAAAACAUGACACAACCUUAACACGGUGGGGAAAAAUAUUUUCUGUGAAGGCUAUGACAAAUCAGUAAGAAGUACAUUCCAGUUGCUUUGUUUUGUUUGAAACACAAUGAGUCAUGACUGCAUGAUAGGCAAAUCAGUGAUGUCCUUGAACUGUUGUUUGCUUUGGGUGCUGCUGUACAAAGUACUGUAGCUUCUGGGAGAGGUCUUGUUUUGUUUGUUUAAAUAUAGACAUUGCAGGACAAUGUCUCUAUUAACCUCUAACCCCUUAGAAUAAGGUAGUUUCUUCUGUAGGAGUGUAAUUCGCUGUUUUAAACAAACAUUUAAUUGUUUUAUUUGCAAGGCCUCAGAAUGCUUUGAUUUCACAUGAAUUUAAAAAUGUCUAGAUGUUAUUUGUUCUUUUGUUACAGUGUCUUACAAAUAACUUUGUGUCUUACUUACAGUCUAGUGUCUUUAACAGUUUUGUAGGUCUAGUUUAAUUUGAGCUAAGAAUUGUAAACAUAGACCAUAUAUUGGCUCAUGUGGUACAGUAAUGCAAACACCUCCAUGUUUCACUUCCUGAUUUUCUUUAAUUAUUUGGUAAAUAAGUCAGUUUUUAGCAUCUCAUUCGUUCGUCAGCUGUGUAGAAUCAGUCAGACAUGUCCCUUUAUGGCAACUUGACUCAAAGCACCUUGAAUCUUUUUAGUAAAAAAAUAAAACUGCACAUAUUUAGUUGAACUGUGCGUUUCGUUUCUUCUGUAUAAUUUAAGGAAGUCUGGUGAGGGGCAUGCUAAAUAAGCUUUACGCUGUUAGUCAUGUGAUUUUGCACUUGCUGACAGGAUUUGUUGCACAACUUAUGAUGCUGUAUGUCCUAAGGCUGCAUGGUUUUAGUAAGCUUAGUGGCAAGAACAUGGACACCUAUUUUCACCGACAGGAUGUGUAUUAUGAGAUGUAUUUUGUACACUUCCAAUGGAUUUACUGUCUGGGCAUGUGGGUGUGCAAAUCAUUAAAAUAAUACAUCUACAGUCAAAA